GUUGAUAUCUUCUGCACUGCCCUAUGUUGACAAAGUCCAACUGUUCACUCCGUAGGUUCACGGUCGAAGAUGGUCGAUCCGUCUGUUAAAAUCCCCCUGAAUGUUUCAAGCCUCGUGGGCAUGGUUUUUCCGCUGCUCGCAGUGUAUUUCGUUACUGCGUUCCUGGUGAUCUUUCCUGGAACGGUUGUCUGGCGACGAUCUCUUCUACCUUUCACGCUUUGGUUUGGGCUCCGCGUGGGUGCUUGCUUGGACGUCUCUGGCGGAGACCCCAUCAAGGCACAGGCGAACCAAUCGCAUGCUCUUUUCACCUUCAUGAUCGUGAUGCGCUGCAUUGUAUGGGCAGUCUAUAGCGACCAAGUUCGGCCCAUACCAGGUACCACUGCGGAUGCGAACGUGAAGCGGGCGUCGUUGAGGGCUGCCCUGCAGAAUGCGUGCGAUCUGGCAUUGGGUUUCCGCGAAUUGAGUUGGCAGGGCCCAUCCAAACCAAGAACUCUUCUCCAGGUCCCUCCGUCUCAGCAAAGGCUCCCUUUUUUAAGGGGUAGAAUUCUUUCCGUGAUCUUACAUCUCAUUCUGGGUGAUGCGCUACUAUUUGCGUUGCAAUCGUUCUCGCCCGAGCUUAGCACUCCAGGGGGAGGGUCCGUAUUUGACCCUUCUUUUCCCGCUUCGUGGAGAUACCUCAGAUCGACUACAAUGACCUUUCUUUUCGGCACGCUGAUCUACGUGACUACUCGCACAGUCUACGAUGCUUUCAGCGUACUUGCCAUAUUGAUUCUUCGACAAUCACCCUCGCAAUGGCCUCCGUUGUUUUUUGACCCCUGGAAGGCCACCUCGUUGACGGAACUCUGGGGCGACAGAUGGCACCACCUGAACCGCAGCUAUAUGGUUGCACUAGGAGCCAAGCCGGUGUCUCGCAUUUUCGGGCGAGCAGCAGGAGUUCUGGGUGCAUUCACCAUCUCUGGCCUCAUGCACGACCUUGGUUUAAGAGCUGUGGGAAGAGGAUCUGACUUUGUUGCAAUAUUUGGGUUUUUCUUUAUGAUGGGAGUUGGGGUUGUCAUGGAAUCUACAUGGAGGUCUAUGAGUGGCCGACUUCCUUCGGGCCUUGGGGGGCGGUUAUGGAUCUUGAGUUGGUUGGGGCUCUGGGGAAAUCGGGCUGCGGAUGCUUGGCUGACGAGGGGCGCAGUUGCUUCGGGUCUUGUUCCAGAACCAUACCGGCCAUUCAAAUUGGUUUGGGCCUUUGUCACAGAGUCUUAGGUUAUUUUGUGUUGGCUCCGUUGACUUAAUCUACUCCGCCACGUUCUAGAGGCGCUAUAAACUGACUUAGUGCCACCCCCUCUUGAAUGAAUCGCCGUAGCUUUUUUGCG
Messenger RNA from Pisolithus orientalis, 1361 nucleotides. Its product is annotated as membrane bound O-acyl transferase family-domain-containing protein. The transcript has 2 exons. Bases 70 to 1251 code for a protein of 393 amino acids. The record is from RefSeq and is a predicted model, not a curated record. NCBI's taxonomy places the organism in Eukaryota, Fungi, Basidiomycota, Agaricomycetes, Boletales, Pisolithaceae. Gene Ontology annotation, biological process: lipid metabolic process.